Molecule: messenger RNA, 1080 nt
Organism: Argentina anserina (silverweed cinquefoil)
Lineage: Eukaryota; Viridiplantae; Streptophyta; Magnoliopsida; Rosales; Rosaceae
Exons: 2
Coding region: 271-1080 (269 amino acids)
Source: RefSeq, a predicted model, not a curated record
CGAGAGAAGACCACCCUUUCAUUUUGUAAUUUGUAUUCUCAGACCAACAGUACAUUGGUGGUUGAAGUCAAAGCGGUGCCACUUCACAUCGAUGAUUUGGAACCCCAUCAUAGAAAACAAGAAACAUACGAUUUGGAAUCAUGGUCAGGGAUCACUAGUUCUCAUUGUCCCAAAUGUAAAGGAGCAACCAGACGCCCACGACCUGUUCGAUGAAACGCCACAGAGAAAUUGACAAUCUCUUCGCUAAACUUUGGAACAGAGCCUACGAUCAUGGCGAAUUUGCGGGCGAAGGGGGGUCAACCUGCUUCUCCUCGUGCUUCCGACGACGGCGUUGUUUCUGAUGACCUCCUCCAAUUUGAAAUGGAGUUGCAGGCUCAUCGUGAGGCCACGAAUACUCGGCUGGAUGAGACUAACGCGCAACUUGCAGAUCUGAAGUCCUCGAUGCAGGCUCAGCUGCAGCAGUUUCAAACGAUGAUGAUGGAAGGGAUUCAACAACAACUCGCACAGCUCAAACCUAGCAUGGGACAAUCGAGUGGAACACAGGUGGUGUUUACUCCGCAAAAGGGUGUGCUACCUACGGAAGGGGGUUCAGCUACCUCUUCAACCAUGGCUCGUUGUGAGGGUAAUUUUUCACCUAGAAAUAAUAUUUUUGUUGAUCAUACUGGUGAUAAGGCUGAGAUUCAUGAUAUUGUUGAUGAUUUGUUGGAAGUUGCUUCUGUGGGUUGCAAUAAGAACCUAGUAGUUAAACCUAAAUCUGUGUUUAACAAACCGAUAGGAGUGAAUUCCAUGAAUGGUGAUGGUUUAUCUAGUUUUUCUGCACCUUUACCAACUCAGACAUAUGCUCAAUUUAGUGCUAAUAUGGUCAAUCCUGAAGCUUAUCCUUACAUGUUUCCUUAUGGCAUUCCUAUGUUUGGCAAUUUUGCUCAGUUUAUACCACCACAACCACCUCCUCUCAUGCCUUUGGGCUCCCCUACCCACAAGAACAACUGCUCCACUUCCUUCGACCGCCAAAUUUCAUUUAACAAAACUCCAUACAACUUCUCAAUAAACACAACCGAACCAAACCAAUGGUGUGGGUAA